Saccostrea echinata is the source of this 2214-nucleotide messenger RNA. Its product is annotated as WD repeat-containing protein 5-like. The record is from RefSeq and is a predicted model, not a curated record. Lineage: Eukaryota; Metazoa; Mollusca; Bivalvia; Ostreida; Ostreidae. The coding region runs from base 92 to 1630 and encodes 512 amino acids. Gene Ontology annotation, molecular function: histone binding. The transcript has 17 exons. Gene Ontology annotation, cellular component: Set1C/COMPASS complex.
UAUACACAUGGGCCGGGGAGAACCAACUUUUAAGCUCAUAAAAUUCAUUUUUCAAAGACUUUAGACCCAUAAGAAGUCAAAGAUUUUAAAGAUGUCUGCUGAUAGUGGUGCAAAACCCCCAGAAGCCACAGAGACAAAACCUGUAUUGACCCCCACAACCACCACCCCUGCCAGCACAGUGACCACAACACAGAGUUCUACCUUAUCAGUCACCACCCCAAAGUCCAGCUCACAACCUCUGAGACCUAAUUACACUUUAAAGUUUACAAUGGCAGGACAUACAAAGGCGGUAUCUUCUGUGAAAUUUAGUCCCAAUGGAGAAUGGUUGGCAAGUUCUGCCGCAGACAAACUGAUAAAAAUUUGGGGAGCUUUUGAUGGAAAAUUUGAAAAGACAAUUGUUGGACAUAAAUUGGGAAUAUCUGAUGUAGCCUGGUCCUCAGACAGUAAGCUAUUAGCAAGUGCAUCAGAUGAUAAAACACUCAAAAUAUGGGAUUUUGCCACUGGAAAAUGUCUAAAGACUCUGAAAGGCCACACAAACUAUGUGUUCUGCUGUAACUUUAAUCCACAGUCAAAUCUCAUUGUGUCAGGAUCUUUUGAUGAAAGUGUGAGGAUAUGGGAUGUAAAAACUGGAAAAUGUUUAAAGACCCUCCCAGCCCAUUCAGAUCCUGUCACAGCUGUUCAUUUCAACAGAGAUGGGUCACUCAUAGUAUCCAGUAGUUAUGAUGGACUCUGUCGAAUCUGGGACACAGCUUCAGGACAGUGUUUAAAAACAUUGAUAGAUGACGACAACCCUCCAGUGUCUUUUGUUAAAUUCUCCCCCAAUGGAAAAUAUAUUUUGGCAGCAACACUAGACAACACUCUGAAGUUGUGGGACUACAGCAAGGGAAAGUGUCUAAAGACAUACACAGGACACAAGAAUGAAAAGUAUUGCAUAUUUGCUAACUUUUCUGUGACAGGUGGAAAGUGGAUUGUGUCUGGAUCAGAAGAUAAUCUGGUUUACAUCUGGAAUCUUCAAACAAAAGAGGUUGUUCAGAAACUGCAGGGACACACAGUGGCUUGCCAUGAGAGAAUGAAGAUGCCAUAUCGCAGCCUAGUGACGUCAGCGCAAUCUACACGAAAGCUGGUGGCCAGAAACACAGUGGGGCGUUGGGGAGCAGAGGUCUUCAUUGGGUUGACUUUAACUUUCUUGGGAUGGCACAUCUAUUUGGCGAUUAUUGGUGCAUCCCACAAGACGGAGUGCGGGGACAUCCCUUUGUUGCCCGUAGUAAUGGUUUUACUUGGUAGUACUGGAAUCCUCAAAUGCUUAUCAUUCCUGCUACAGUUGUCAAUCGUUGUUACCACUUGGAGGAAAAACAAACACGAGGGGGCAGAUUUCAUGAGCGAAACUAGUGGGCUGGACAAUAGCAUGAACUGGACCUAUGUCAUCGUACUUUUAGCAGGUGACAUAGCAGCCUUCACUAAGGAAGACACCAGCUGUAACAGCUUAAUGUUCUACACAGCCUACUAUACCUUUAUAGUUAUGACAAUCAUUAUCAGUGUUCUGUUCCUACUGGAUUUCACUGUGUUUGUAUACAAACGCUGUCAUCCUAAGAAGGACGAUGAAGGAGAUGACGAUAUGGAUGAUGACUAAGUAAAAAAUGUCAAACUGAGAGUAACUGUGUGACAUUUCCAUUCCAAUUAAACUACUUGUAUAUUGUAAUUAAUAUUUUAUAUGGAGGAACUUUUUUUAAAACAUAAUUUUGGCAAGACUUUUUCAAAGUAAAGUUCUUGUGAAUAAUGAUUAGAAACAGUCCUGCUAACUGUACAAAGGACAUUAUAAACCAUGUGACAAACUGAGUUAAAAUUAGGUCCAGUAAAUUGUAAUGGUAUAUGAUUCACAAUACCCAAACCAAAGCAUUGAAUUAAUUUCUAUGUAUUCCUGUUGUUCUCAUAAAACAGAACUCUGUACGGAUAUUUAGUACUUUAUUAAUACAUGUACAUGUACAUGUCUAUGCAAGAGGUGCUAACAUUCCAAACAUAUAUAUAAAAGUAUUUAUCCAAUAUACACAAGUGAAUGCAAGUGUAAUAAAUGAAUAGAAUUGCUGAUGGUUUUUUAGAUUUACUAUAUGUACAUGUAUGUAUCCAAGUAUGUCUGACAUGAACAGUUUGUUAAAAAAUCCAAAUUCCACACACUGUCUUCUUGCAUGAAAUUAAAAUGAAACUUAGUAAAGCUUA